Ostrea edulis (European flat oyster) is the source of this 841-nucleotide messenger RNA. RefSeq lists its product as uncharacterized. NCBI's taxonomy places the organism in Eukaryota, Metazoa, Mollusca, Bivalvia, Ostreida, Ostreidae. The record is from RefSeq and is a predicted model, not a curated record. Bases 134 to 841 code for a protein of 235 amino acids. The transcript has 6 exons.
ACAGCAAUAUAUAUUUGAUAUACGUCCGGGGAAUUUUAAUUACAUGUGGAUUAUAUCUGUGUUUAAUAAAAACAUAUGUUUCCUGGAAACCAUGUGCCAGAUAAUAUGAUAAAGCGACAAUACAAUCAGAACCAUGAAGUUAAGUGACAAAUAUUCGCCAUGGUGUACAUUGAAUAUCUUUAUUGCCCUCAUUCAUCAAUCAUUGAAUAGCAUGACACACCAACGAAUGGGACCGGUCUGCUACAAUAAAGUGGAAUCUUUUAUACGAAAGUUCGAUAAUUGUGGAUUUCACAUGGAAGAAUUUCUUUCUGCAAUAAAUGAUACUCGAAUUUUGAACCCAUCAGAAUGUGGAAAAACCUGUCAUUUAUUCAUAAACAAUCCACAGCUGAACAUGUCUAAACCGAUUUCCAUAAGUUUAAGGACCGCAUUCAACGUGUAUGGUAUACAAUAUACAGCCAGAAUUGGAAAUGUCAAGAGUAAUAAUUGCAGUCAAAAGGACAUCGAGAACGUCCGCGUUAAUUUGAUUUGCGGAUGGGAAUCUGGUUCAUGGGAUACCUGUUAUAAAGGAAAGAAAUGCAAGCAAAACUACGAAGUGUGUAAAGAUUUGUUUGACGAUUGGGAAAGGCUUUGUACACGUGCCGCUUCUGUAGGAGAAGCUUGUUAUGACGAGAGAGACUGCAUAGGAACAGUCAAUGCUACCCGAUGUGUGUUUGAUUUACAAAAGCAAUACAGCGUGUGUAUUUGUGACAUGGGACUCGUCAGCAUUGACCAACAGUGUUUGCAAAGAAAGUAUUUUCACCUUUCGUUUCCCUGUCGGUCUUUGUGGGAAGAUUUCAUAUAA